Messenger RNA from Vicia villosa (hairy vetch), 1436 nucleotides. Its product is annotated as putative FBD-associated F-box protein At5g56430. NCBI's taxonomy places the organism in Eukaryota, Viridiplantae, Streptophyta, Magnoliopsida, Fabales, Fabaceae. The coding region runs from base 13 to 1170 and encodes 385 amino acids. Gene Ontology annotation, molecular function: protein binding. The record is from RefSeq and is a predicted model, not a curated record. The transcript is spliced from 4 exons.
UCACUCACUAAGAUGGCUUGUUCAAAGCAAAUUACCCCCAAAUCCACGCCUCGCAGAAACGCACCAGCCAAGGUGAUCAAGCCUCGCAGAAAGCAACUCGCACCAGAUUUGAUUAGUGAUUUGUCGGAUUGUAUUCUGAUUCACAUACUGUCGUUUUUGGAUGCAAAAGAGGCCGUUCAAACUUGCAUUUUGUCCAAAAGAUGGAUCAAUCUUUGGAAGACACUUCCCACUCUGGUACUAUUAAAUUAUCCACAAUUGAUUGACGGAAAUUAUGAAAAAUUUGUACAUCAGGUUUUGUCUCUCCGUGAUAACGCUACAGAUAUUCACUCUCUCCAACUUCAUCCCACUUUUUUUAAAAGGCGAUGCAACUCAUUAGUAACUCGGAUAAUGAAAUAUGUUUUUUCACACAAUGUCCAACACUUACUCCUUAGUUAUCAAUACUUUAAGCCUAAGUGUUUUUCUUUUUCAUGUUCUACUUUAAAGUCCCUUAGACUUACUGGUGGCCAUUUUCUUCUUCGUGUCAACACUAUAUUUCCAAAUUCUUUGAAUUUUCCAUCAUUAUCUACUCUAUCUCUAACCUAUUUUACCUUUUCUUCCAAUGAUGAUGCUUGUGCUAAGCCAUUUUCCACUUUUGAUAUGUUAAAUACUUUGGUCAUUAACCAAUGUAUAGUCUUGAAUGAUCGAAACCUUUGCAUAUCAAAUACCAAACUUGAAAAUUUAUCUAUAACUAUGUAUCGUGAUAGUUAUCCCGGAACCUUUUUCGAAAUUGAGUUAUGUGCUCCAAAUCUUCGUACCUUUUCUUUGACCAGUAAACAUAUUUCGAAUUUUUUUGGCGACAAGAGCAUUUUCUCUUGUGUCAAACAAUUAAGUAUUAAUGUUAGGUGUUUUGAUAAGUACGCGCAGAACUCAUCAAUUCUACUCAAUUGGCUGAAUUGUUUUGCUAAUAUUGAAGCAUUGACGGUUGACAUAGCUACUCUUGAGGUUUUUCUCAAUUUUUAUAAUUUAUUCGAGGUGAAGCCACCUUCCCUAGUUAACUUGAAGUCACUCAAAAUAGAAACAUAUCAUCUUUUGUGUGUACCUCCAUUUGAUAAGGUGGUGAACUUUUUGCUUCAAAACUCACCUUCAGCAAAUGUUGAGACCAUUAUUGUAGACAAAUGGAGCAAAAUGUAGAGAUGAUACCUUUUCUGAUUUUUGGGGAAAUUUUUUAGGUGAAGUUGUUAAAAUGACUUUUUCGAUAUAGUCAUAAUUUUGAUCAAUCAACAAUGUGUAAUAAGUAAAGUAACAGUCAUGUAAGAUUAUAUAAGAUUAUAUGGUGCAUACCGUAUAUCUUCGUAUCUAUUAUGGUGUGUUUGGUUCGGGAUUGAUAGAGAGGAGGAGAGAAAAUAUUUAUAAUAAAUGUGUUUUGUUCAAAUUUAUGAGGUGAGAGGGGAGCAAAA